Messenger RNA from Clunio marinus, 537 nucleotides. Lineage: Eukaryota; Metazoa; Arthropoda; Insecta; Diptera; Chironomidae. The record is from the annotation of a GenBank genome assembly.
AUGAAGUGUUUUUCCAUUUUGAUUCUUUUGAAUAUAUUUUACUUGAACAAUGCAAAUGGAAAAAUUUAUUAUCGUUUCACAAAAAUCGAAUGUGGCACUUCAUUAAAAUCUGCCAGUUCAUUUUAUUGCUAUUUGAAAGCUUAUCGGAAAAACUUUCCUAUGAUAAAUGCUGGCUUUAAUUUGACUCGCCCGAUUACUGACGGAAAGGUGUACUUGCGAAACUUUCGUCUAACUGGUGGUGGAGAAUAUGAGAAAAUUUUUGAGUAUCCAAAAAUUGAAUAUUGCAAGAUAAUCAACGGCGCAAGCUCAAGUCCAUUUCUUGAAGCAUUCAUAAGUUAUGGAGAAACAUUAAAUUCUAAUUUUCGUGAUUUUUGUAAGAAAUCUGGAAUGAUUUGGAUUGCAAACAUUUCUUUCGAUGAUUCAAUGCUUUUGCGAAUGUUUCCUUCAGGAAACUACAAGACACAGUACAGGCUUUAUGAUAACGAUGAUAGCAAUAUUUUAAAUUUAACUUACUUCGCACGCCUCAUUCAUAAGUGA